Molecule: messenger RNA, 1727 nt
Organism: Diabrotica virgifera virgifera (western corn rootworm)
Lineage: Eukaryota; Metazoa; Arthropoda; Insecta; Coleoptera; Chrysomelidae
Gene: eIF2beta
Product: eukaryotic translation initiation factor 2 subunit 2
Exons: 5
Coding region: 533-1498 (321 amino acids)
Biological process (GO): translational initiation; formation of cytoplasmic translation initiation complex; formation of translation preinitiation complex
Cellular component (GO): eukaryotic translation initiation factor 2 complex
Molecular function (GO): translation initiation factor binding; translation initiation factor activity; mRNA binding
Source: RefSeq, a predicted model, not a curated record
UAGUUAGAUAUUAGAUAGAAGUCAACUUUUGUUUUUACUAAAUGAAAUAAAGUGUUUAACAGCAAUCUAGAGCCAUACUGAUAUUUAUUUACUACUCCCGGUUACAUUAAUUGGCGACGAGGAUGGGAUUUUAUAUUUUAUUUACUACUCCCGGUUACAUUACAUUCCUAGACUGAUUCCUAGCCAUCUAUGUAUGACAGUAUGACAGACUACAGACUUAACCGGUCUACCAUUAGAUGUUGCCAAGUUUCAACUUCAUGGCUUGUUAUUAAGUAAAGGUGGCUAUGUUCUUCAAUGGUUUGUGCGUGGUUUGGAAUGAAAAUAACUAUAACUUCGGAACAUACUAUUCAAAUCUUUGAUGACAGAUGAUAACUGAAUUUGACAUUUCUUUAUACCCAUGUGGUUUUUUGACAACCUGGCUGAUGCAAUAGAUUUGGUAAAAGGGUUUUCUACCUAUAAAUUUACAAUAUAUUAUUAUAAAUAGACUAAACUCAUCAAUAAAAAAGUUUAAGCAAAUAGCCAUAUAGCUACAAUGGCCGAAGACGAUGCAAUCUUUGAUCCAACCCUCAAAAAAAAGAAAAAGAAGAAGAAGACCACUUUCGACAUUGAUGCUGCUCUAGCUGAAGGUAACAUUGAAAAUGAUUCAGGGAAUGCCCCAGCUGCAGAAGCUGAUAAUAUUGAAUCAAAACCUGACGAUGAUCAGGAUGAUGGAAAUGUGGACAUUGAUUUAGAUUUCACUAAAAAGAAAAAGAAGAAGAAAAAGCCUUUCUCAGCUGAUGAUUUAGAUUCUUCCCCAGCUGAUAAUAAAGCUGAAACUACUCAAGAUGGAGCUGGGGACAAUGAUGGGGGUAUGGAUGAUAACUUUGAUUUAGAUAUGGACUUUAGUAAAAAGAAGAAGAAGAAAACCAAGAAACCUAAGAAUUUAGACGAACUUAUUGCAGAAACUGAGGAGAAGGAUGAUGAUCAGGAGAAUGUAGAUGAAAAUUCAACACAAUGGGUCAAUUCCGAUCGGGACUACACAUAUGACGAAUUACUAAACCGUGCCUUUGAAAUAAUGAGAGAUAAAAAUCCAGAUAUGGCUGCCGGUAAGAAACAGAAGUUCGUCAUGAGACCUCCUCAAGUAGUCAAAAUCGGCGCCAAAAAGACGUCAUUUGCGAAUUUCACAGAGAUAUGCAAAAUGCUUCAUCGUCAACCCAAGCAUCUUUUAGAUUUUUUACUAGCUGAAUUGGGUACCAGCGGGUCUGUGGACGGUAAUAAUCAGCUCAUCAUUAAAGGAAGGUUUCAACAGAAACAAAUUGAAAAUGUACUCAGGAGAUACAUCAAGGAAUACGUCACUUGUCAUACAUGUAGAUCCCCAGAUACAAUUCUUCAAAAAGACACUAGAUUGUUCUUCUUACAAUGUGAAACGUGUGGUUCUAGGUGUUCUGUUGCUAGUAUUAAAUCAGGUUUCCAGGCUGUCACUUCCAAACGUGCUGCAAUUCGAGCCAAGACAGCAUAGGAACCUUAGAUAUUGCAAUACAAUAAUAAAUAGGCACUGUUACAGAAGAAAUUUCAAAGUGCUAAAGAAUAGGUGUUGUAUGUGUUAUAUAAUUUGUACUAUAAAUCUAGCUGAAUUGUUAAAUGGAAUUAACAAUCAUAUUAAUAUCAACAAUUUUAAUUAUAUAACUUUUUUAUUGAUUAUUAAAUUUUAAUAAACAGUAAAUAAUUAUUUAUAUUUUUCGUCCAUA